This is a messenger RNA of Rotaria sp. Silwood2, 517 nucleotides long. The record is from the annotation of a GenBank genome assembly. Lineage: Eukaryota; Metazoa; Rotifera; Eurotatoria; Philodinida; Philodinidae.
GCCUGGAUUUCUUGAUACUGAUACAAGUAUUACAAAUGAAAUAGUCGAACGAAAAAUUGCAUCACAAAUCUUUGAGAUGACUGCACCAGGUGUUCAUGCCUUUUUAAUUGUAAUCCGAAUAGGUCGAUUUACACCGGAAGAAAAAAAUACGGUCGAUUUUAUUCGACAUAUAUUUGGUAAAGAUGCUGUUCAAUAUUGUAUUGUUGUCUUCACUGCUGAGGAUCAAUUAGAGGAAGGUCAACCUCUAGAAGACUUUAUUAAUACAGCACCAGCAUUAAGAGAACUAGUUCGAGCUUGUGGUAAUAGAACAUUUGCUAUCAAUAAUAAAUUAAAUGGUGAGCCGUUAGCAAGAAAAACAAAUCGAUUGAUUGAAAUCAUUGAUAAUAUGAUUAGAAAUAAUAAUGGUACUUAUUAUACUAAUGCCGAAUAUCAACGAAUCGAAAGACAGCGACAAGAAGAAAAGAGAAAACGUGAAGAAGAAGAACGUCGAGCUGAAUCUAAUUCAUUUCUCAACUAG